AUGCCGCUUACCGUGGUUGAGCGCGUCGCCAGCCCUCAAAAAGCUGGGCUACACCAGCCGCGUUGUUGCAGCCAGACCCAUGCCUGUCGCCAGAAUCGCCGCCGCGCAAACAAAGAACUUGUCCUGCGUGCGCUCAUCUUUACCUUGCCCUGGUUCUUUUAUUCUCGCUACUUCUUUUCCAGAAUUGAUGCUGACGAUACCUGUUUCUUUCGCAUCCAGAUCAUGCAGCAGUGGCAGGUCGGCCCCGUGCCGGACUAUGUUUACACCAACUCCACUCAUCCACCCAACGACAUGCACAAUCACCCCUACCAACCUGAUAUGGCACGGCGAACCGAUCAGCGUAUAGACUUUCCAUACGGUACUCCGCAAUCCGGCAUGCCACCUCAGCAGCAGCAGCAGCAGCAGCCGCACCAUCCAACUCCAGUUCAACCACCGAUGAAUGUUCCCCAACCUCCAAACGCUGCAGCUGCUCAACAGCAGGCCCCGACCCCAACCCCGGCGCAACAAAGUCGCCAGCGAAAGCGACCUGCUCCAAAUACUGCCCCGUCUCCGGCUACAGGAGCACCCGCCGCUCCUGUUGCGGCAAGCCAAGUUCAACCACCGGUCCCAACUCCUCCCACACCACAGAAUGCUCCUCCUCCACCUCAGCCACAACCACCGACAGAUGAUGCCAAUACCACACCGGUGCAGCCGCCUCCGGCUAAGAAGAGUCGAACCAAUACCCCAUGGACGCCUCAAGAAGAAUUGCGGUUGAAACAGAUGCGGGAUUCCGGUAACAGCUGGGCAGAAAUUGCGAAGACAUUCCCGACGCGAACAGAGGGCUCGGUGAAGAAGCAUUGGUACAAGGACAUGCAUUACGCCGAGUUCGCUGAAGACGAGAGUCAAGCCCUGAUGAACGCAAUCAAGGAGUACGAAAACAACAAAUGGAAAGUCAUUGGCCAAAAAGUUGGCAAACCGGCAAAGGCAUGUGAACAGUAUGCAAAGGAGCAUUUCCCAGAUCUCUUCUCGAACAGCAAGGGGAGGUAA
Molecule: messenger RNA, 1026 nt
Organism: Pochonia chlamydosporia 170
Lineage: Eukaryota; Fungi; Ascomycota; Sordariomycetes; Hypocreales; Clavicipitaceae
Product: MYB DNA-binding domain-containing protein
Exons: 7
Coding region: 1-1026 (341 amino acids)
Biological process (GO): mitotic cell cycle; positive regulation of transcription by RNA polymerase II
Cellular component (GO): nucleus
Molecular function (GO): RNA polymerase II cis-regulatory region sequence-specific DNA binding; DNA-binding transcription factor activity, RNA polymerase II-specific
Source: RefSeq, a predicted model, not a curated record